This is a messenger RNA of Porites evermanni, 803 nucleotides long. The record is from the annotation of a GenBank genome assembly. NCBI's taxonomy places the organism in Eukaryota, Metazoa, Cnidaria, Anthozoa, Scleractinia, Poritidae.
AUGCGGCAAAUUGACCUGAUGGUGUCUGCUAAGAAAAGUGAGUGGGAAAAUCACAUGCAUGCUGUUCAGAUUCAGCUCGAUAAGAAAACUAAGGAACUGGAGUUUGUUAAAAGUGAAAUGGAACACAAAAGUCAGGAGGUACAGGACAUAAGUUUUAUUAUAAUAUUAUUAAUUUUAUCAAUGUUUGUUAAUUCUAAUGCUCAUUUUCAUUAAUCAGAGUAUCUUCAGUUCAUUUAAGCAGAGUAAUGAUUAUUUUUGUGGCCUCCAAAACAGAUACGAUGUCCACUUAACUCCUGAAAAUUCUGAAAAGCUUCUUUCCAUUUGUAUUUCCAAUAAAUCUACCCUACAUACACUUGAAGAUGUUGGGGUUUUUCCCCAGCUUCCUAGCCUAAGCUAGAUAAAUCUUGGUUGCCUGCAAAAUGCUAUUAGACAGCACCUUAAUAUCAACUUCCAUUUAUGUGCAGGGCUGUGUUCUAGCAGAGCUUGCUGGCCCCUGGUGCCCAACUUUUACUCUUGGAUGACUAGAAAAUCUCAGAUUUUUAAUACAAAUCAUAUGCUGGGCACCCUAUAGCUAGAUUUUACAUAACCAGAGCACUGGGCUCCCUUGAAGUUUCCUUAGAGCACAGCCUUGAUGUGUGCAUGCAUGCAUGCUGUUACACUAUACUAUGAUCUGCUUCACCUUCUAUCAACAGGUAGGAAGACUUCAACAGAAAGUGGAUGAGAUGGAAAUGACUCGAAGAGAUUUAGUUGCUGAGUAUGAGGAACAUGUAUUGCAUCUGAAAGAAGAGGUAUAUUACGGCUGA